AUGAAGUCCUCGACUCUGCUCAUCGCACUUCCCCUCGCAGUUUCCGCCUCAGUUCCCACCAUCUUCAGCGGCUGCAAUUACAAGCCCAUCGGCGUGGAGCCUUGGUACAACUGCAACGAGCAGAACGGGGGGUCGGACCCUUGUGCUGAGCAACAGGAUUGCUACAUGGCCUGCGGCAGUGCGGGCUCCAACGACAAGAAGGAUGACUUCGUUAUUGUCGCCGAGUGGAAUGGCAAUUCUCAGGGUACCUGCAACUGCAAGUGUUACCUGAAGUAG
Molecule: messenger RNA, 276 nt
Organism: Fulvia fulva
Lineage: Eukaryota; Fungi; Ascomycota; Dothideomycetes; Mycosphaerellales; Mycosphaerellaceae
Exons: 1
Coding region: 1-276 (91 amino acids)
Source: RefSeq, a predicted model, not a curated record